GAUUUUGGAAGGACUUCGGAACUUCACAUGCCAAUGAUAUGAAAAGCUCACCUAUUUACGUUUUAGCCAAGGAAAAGAUUUUGUUCCAGUAGACAGUUUUAAUGCGAAAUGGCUCCUCAAUCCUUAACUUGCGCUAUUUGUGGUAAAUUGUUUAAAAAGUAUUCGUAUCUUCAGGAUCACAUGCGCAUACACUCUGGUGUGCGUCCAUACAAAUGCUUGCUUUGUGAUAAGGAUUUUCUACUAAAAUAUCAAGCCAAAAGACAUAUGAUGUCUCACACUCAAAAUACAGUCGCCCAUAUCAAAUGUGCAGAUGAAAACUGUCCACGGAGGUUUAAACUUGAAAGAACUAUGAGAAGACAUUAUGAAAGUGCUCAUGCCCUUCAUAAGUGCACAUAUGAUGGAUGUGAAUUGGCAUUUAGAAAGAAACAACAACUGAAAGCUCAUUUAGAAAUGCACAACCCAAUUACACUAAAAUGUCCAUAUGAAGGAUGUUCAUCGGUGUUUUGCAACAAAAGAAAUCUUGAGCGUCAUAUGGAAUGCCAUGAAAAAGUUUUCAAGUGUAAGAUUUUGGGUUGUGGUGUAUCAGUAAAAUCAUGGUUGGAAUAUAGGAAACAUGUAAAAUCACAUAAAAUUGUAAGUUGCAAGGAAUGUGACGUUGUAUGCCCUGAUGUUGCUGCGUUCAAGAAACAUUUUAAACAAAUGCAUACUAAACCAAAAGAACCCAAACCACCUAAAAAACCUAAAGAACCAAAAGUACCUGUGCAAGUUGUUUGUCAUUAUGAAGGAUGUGGUAAAACAUAUAGCAAGGGAUCAAAUCUGAACAAGCACAUCAGAGUGGUUCAUAAUGGUGUGAAGUUUCAUUGUCCAGUUGAAGGAUGUGAUAAAAAGUAUUCUUACAGGUCUUGUUUGAAAGAACAUUUGGCAUCUCAUGAGGUCAAAAGACAAAAAAGAAGUAAAAUCACUAGCUGCUAAACUUUCAAGAUAUAAUGGUGAACUUUGUGAUCUUCCGGUGACUUACGUUGAUCCAAACGAAGAAGAUUCAAGUGAGUCAGUAAAAGAACCUGACGAAAGUGCCUCUAGUCCCACUUAUAUGACGUCUCUCACAAAAGGAACACCAGACACCACUUUGGAUACAAGUGAAGAAAAGAUUUUAAAUUUAAGUUAUCUUUCCGACUCUUCAACAAACUUUUUCCCUCUGACAGUUGACGAUUCCCAAUCAAAUGUGUUGUGUUCAAGUGGAAUGACUUCCUUUGGCGUUUCAUUAAAUGAACAUACUCAGUUGUUAGAUUGUCCAUCGUGAUUGUGUUCUACGAUGUUUUUGUAAUUAACCAUGUUUGCUUUCAUCAGUUAUUAUUUAGGAUUUUGAUGAAGUAAUUUUUGGUUAUAAUAAAGUAUUUAUAGUGCUGUUA
Molecule: messenger RNA, 1409 nt
Organism: Xenia sp. Carnegie-2017
Lineage: Eukaryota; Metazoa; Cnidaria; Anthozoa; Malacalcyonacea; Xeniidae
Product: transcription factor IIIA-like
Exons: 11
Coding region: 109-972 (287 amino acids)
Biological process (GO): regulation of transcription by RNA polymerase II
Cellular component (GO): nucleus
Source: RefSeq, a predicted model, not a curated record